This is a messenger RNA of Oppia nitens, 1443 nucleotides long. Its product is annotated as PTB domain-containing adapter protein ced-6-like. The transcript has 5 exons. The record is from RefSeq and is a predicted model, not a curated record. NCBI's taxonomy places the organism in Eukaryota, Metazoa, Arthropoda, Arachnida, Sarcoptiformes, Oppiidae. The coding region runs from base 84 to 1337 and encodes 417 amino acids.
UGUUUGCAGUCUUGUAGUACCAGUUACUGACUGGUCCUCACUUGAAGGCAAACCAAUCAAUUUUAAAUAACAAAAGCAAAAAAAUGAUAAAACAAAGUUCACUAUUGAAAUGGACUCAAAACGGCAAUAAAAAUAUGAAAAGUUUGCAUAAAAACAAUUGGAUUCAUCCGUCGGAAGCUUUAACCAGAGGUCACGUCGCAUACUUAGUAAAGUUUUUAGGCAAUACUGAUGUCGAUCAGCCAAAGGGUAUUGAAAUAGUUAAGGAAGGCAUUAGAAAACUGAAGUUUAAUCAACACAUCAAAAGAGCCGAAGGCUCUAAAAUACCGAAAGUAGAGUUAACGAUAUCGAUUGAUGGGGUGGCCGUUCAAGAGCCCAAAUCUAAAAGAAUAUACCAUCAGUUCCCUCUUCACCGCAUAUCCUAUUGCGCUGAUGACAAGUCAGAGAAAAAAUUUUUCAGUUUCAUUGCUAAAGAGUCGGAAACUGAAAAACACAACUGUUUUGUAUUCAUCAGCGAUAAGUUGGCCGAAGAGAUAACUUUAACCAUUGGACAAGCAUUUGAUUUGGCGUACCGUAGAUUUUUGGAGACAUCGGGAAGGGAUAUGGAAAUGAGGAAACAACUUAUGAUUUUACAAAAAAGAGUUCGAGAACUGGAACAACAAAAUCAAGACUUGAAAACAAGACUUUGCAAAUAUGAACAAAAUGGUACCAAUAAUGGUAUCAACAAUGGUAUUAAUAAUGGCACCAAUUCUGAGCAUAACUCACAGCAAAACAAACAAAUUAAAACAAAUUUCAGUGCGGAUACCACUCAUGCAGUUAAUGGCAAUGUAAAUCAUAAGAGUAACUGUCAUACACCACCGCAAGUACUUCCACCACUACAACCACCUCCCAGUGCUCUUCCGCGAACACUUAACCGCAGUUUUUCGGAGAAUCAAUCGGUAAAUCUGCUAGAUUUAGACAUGAGUCAUACAAAGCCUACUGUGGGCCGGAAAUUAGAAAAUUUAAAUAUUAUCGAUAAGGAUACCGAAGAUGAGGACUUCAAUCCGCGCGCAAAUGACUUAAACAACGGUUGCAAUGGUUCCACAUUAGAGUCCGUACCAAAUGGUCAUUCAUUAAAUAAAUCGGCUAAAGAUAUAUUUGGAAGCGAACCGUUCAACAGUGGUAAUGAUGCCAAAGAUCCCUUCGGAAUGGGAGAGUUCGCUGCACACGAACUCGAGACAGCUAUCGGUGCUAUAGACAGAAAAUUGGCUGAAAUGAGGGACGGAUUUAGUCGCGGCCUAUCAUUCGGUAACGACGAGUUCACUAUUGAAAGUAUGGAUCCUUUAAACCAUAAAACAUGAAAAUUUGAAACACAAUUACAUAUUUAUGAUAUACAGUAUAUAUAUAUAUAUUUCGUUUUUAAAAUGUUAAUUUUUGUAUAAAAUUAUGACUAAUAAAAUAUAUUAC